AUGAGUUGCUCUUAUCUAUUUUCUGGCGACGCCUCCGUCGUCUCACAGCGGUGGAGUGAUGUUUCUCUCCGGCAGCGUGUAUUACUCCCACGGCAAUUUCUCCGGCCACCGCUUCCGUCGCUUUCCCGAUGCCCACGAUUAGUUACCGCUGCAAAUGAUAGCUUCGGCAAACAAUCUCUCGGGACGAGAAACUGCUUUCCGUCACUGUUCGCUGGAGACAUCGGCGGAUGUAACGGCAGCAGCAAUGAUAAUGGAAAUGGCGGCGGCGGAGACGGCGGUUGGUGGUUCAACGGCGGCUCCGGCGGCGACGAUAACGCUGAUGACUCAUCUCACCCUCUCAGAUUCUUCUGCUUUCUGGUAUUGGUCUUGUCCAGCUUCUUCCAUUUACAAUUAUCAGCCGCCUUCGCCAUAGCUAAACCUCCGGAGUCGGAUAGUAGCGGAGACGCCGAGAAAGAUACGGUUUGGGAAGUGAGAGGAAGCAAAAGGAAGCGACUAGUCCCCGAUUUCGUCAGAGAUGAGUUCGUCUCUGAAGAAUCUGGAUUCGAAUUAUCAUCUUCAUUGACUCCUGAGAAUCUCCUGGCCCAAUGCAGAAACCUUCUCACUCAAUUCCUCCUUCCCGAAGGUUACCCCAACAGCGUCACCUCCGAUUACCUCGACUACUCUCUCUGGAGAGGCGUUCAAGGAAUCGCCAGCCAAAUCAGCGGCGUUCUCGCCACUCAGUCUUUGCUUUAUGCAGUUGGGUUGGGGAAAGGAGCGAUUCCUACAGCUGCAGCCAUUAAUUGGGUGCUUAAAGAUGGAAUUGGGUAUCUCAGCAAGAUCAUGCUGUCGAAAUACGGACGCCAUUUCGAUGUUCAUCCCAAAGGAUGGAGGCUUUUUGCUGAUCUCCUUGAAAACUCUGCUUUUGGUUUGGAGAUGCUCACACCGCUCUUCCCUCAGUUCUUCGUUGUCAUCGGUGCUGCUGCUGGUGCUGGCCGAUCUGCUGCUGCAUUGAUCCAGGCUGCUACUAAAAGUUGCUUCAAUGCUGGCUUUGCUUCUCAAAGGAACUUUGCUGAGGUAAUUGCAAAGGGAGAAGCUCAAGGAAUGGUGAGCAAGUCAAUGGGUAUCUUGCUAGGGAUUGUGGUUGCUAAUUUCAUAGGAACCUCUACAAGUCUUGCCCUUGCUUCGUUUGGAGUUGUGACAUCGAUCCAUAUGUAUACCAAUCUCAAGUCUUACCAAUGCAUCCAACUUCGGACUCUAAACCCAUAUCGUGCAAGUUUGGUUUUUAGCGAGUAUCUCAUUAGCGGCCAAGCUCCUCCGAUCAAGGAGGUCAAUGAUGAAGAACCGCUCUUCCCAACUUUUCAAAGUUUAAACAUAAAAUCUCCAGGAAAGCGGCAAGAUUUUGUCUUAUCAUCGGAAGCAAAAGCAGCAGCGUCAGAGAUAGAAGAACGGCUUCAGCUAGGGUCAAAGCUGAGCGAUGUAAUCCACAACAAGGAAGAAGCAAUAGCACUGUUUGAUCUCUAUCGCAAUGAAGGCUACAUCCUUGCAGAACACAGAGGCAGAUUUUGCGUGAUGCUCAAGGAAAGCGCGUCGCCACAAGACAUGCUCAGGUCUUUGUUUCAAGUGAACUAUCUCUACUGGCUAGAGAAGAACGCUGGGAUCGAAGCUACAAACACUUACUCAGACUGCAAACCGGGCGGUCGGCUUCACUUUUCUUUAGAUUACGUGCGGAGAGAGUUUGAAGUCGCUAAAGAAGAUAGUGAAUCGGUAGGUUGGGUCACUGAAGGACUGAUAGCUCGACCUCUACCGAACCGAAUCCGUUUAGGUGAUGAUAGUGAAACCUCGUCUUCUCCUUCUAGCUCAUAA
Microthlaspi erraticum is the source of this 1842-nucleotide messenger RNA. The record is from the annotation of a GenBank genome assembly. NCBI's taxonomy places the organism in Eukaryota, Viridiplantae, Streptophyta, Magnoliopsida, Brassicales, Brassicaceae.